AUGCCAAAACGCAAAAAAUCAGAUGUGGAUGCUUCGCGCAAAGAAUGGGAACCAUUUGUAAAGAUUUUAGAGAAGCCUGACAAAAUGGAUCGACGCUAUCAACGAAAUCUCAAAAAAACAUUCUUCAAUACCUAUUCAAAAGCUUGCGAAGAAAAGCUUUUGGAUGCAGGUCAAGAUCCUCUGUUUUCGGAGAGUGUUACCAGCGGAAAGGGUUCCUUCUUCUAUUGGGCCAUCCUCUGUUUUGGUACCAUAAAAGAACAAAAGUCACGGGCCGUGGUCAGCUUUUGGGAAGAGGCCAGUGAUCGGCAGAAGAAACGUGAGCUCGGCAACACACUGUUUUCUAUGCACUUCGAAGGUUUCUCGGAACUGGAUGAUGAUAAAACUCAAGAUGAUUCGAAUGAUUCGCACGCAAAGGAUGAUGAUAAAACUCAAGAUGAUUCGAAUGAUUCGCACGCAGAGGAUUAUGAUAGUGAGGAAAACACCAAGGAAGAAUAUUAUGCCUAUAUCAUUGAUUUGGAUAAUAUAUCGGAACAAACUAAACCUGCAUUCUGCUCAAUUGACGCCUGGAAAACUAUCAUUUCCUCCUCAAAUAUAUCAACAAGUCUACCUUCUUCUGUGGAUAAACAAAUUGAAUAUUAUUUGAAAGAUAUCAACGAUACUGACGAAGAAAAAUAUACACAUAAAGUCUUUGAUCAUUUUAUUUUCUGUCUUGAAAAUCGACCUGAAUAUUUCGCACAACGACCAACCACUGAGGGAACAUUCCGAGCAAGGUUUAUAGAACCAAUUAUGGAACCAUUUAUUUUUAUAUUCAAGGACCUCAUGGAUUUAAAUUGCUACCGUCGAAACUUUAAUCUAUCAGAAGGAAAAAGACGACGGAUCGGAUCUAAGUCAGAUUGUAUUGGGUCUAUUGUAAAUGCCGAUGACAAAGAACUUCUAAUAUUUGAGUUGUCCGGAGCCCCUACUCGUCUUCCAACCAGACAUCCAGAAGGAGAUAAGGUCAAACUUGAUCGGUGCAUGGUAGAUGUUCUUAACAACCUUCUUGGAGAAUAUAAAACGUGCGAAUUUACACUGGCUAAGGAAUUCAAGGCUAUAAUUGUUGGUUGUGGACUUUAUUGCCGGAAAACAUUGUCCCAAUUCACGUUACCAACCAAAGUACUUGAUUUAUACUAUUUAUAUGAUCUCCUCAGAUCCAUGUUUUGCUUUCGAGACGAGUUAGUCAAGUCAUUGGGUGCUUUGCAAAGACUUAAAGUUGCAAAGGCUCGCAAGCCUGAUCCUAUUGAUCCAGUCAGUCAUUAUAUAUUGCGUUUACCACCUUCAUGA
Messenger RNA from Funneliformis caledonium, 1320 nucleotides. The record is from the annotation of a GenBank genome assembly. Lineage: Eukaryota; Fungi; Glomeromycota; Glomeromycetes; Glomerales; Glomeraceae.